Messenger RNA from Gastrolobium bilobum, 3526 nucleotides. Its product is annotated as extra-large guanine nucleotide-binding protein 3. Gene Ontology annotation, cellular component: heterotrimeric G-protein complex. Gene Ontology annotation, molecular function: G-protein beta/gamma-subunit complex binding; GTPase activity; guanyl nucleotide binding. Gene Ontology annotation, biological process: adenylate cyclase-modulating G protein-coupled receptor signaling pathway. Bases 727 to 3306 code for a protein of 859 amino acids. The transcript is spliced from 8 exons. The record is from RefSeq and is a predicted model, not a curated record. NCBI's taxonomy places the organism in Eukaryota, Viridiplantae, Streptophyta, Magnoliopsida, Fabales, Fabaceae.
CUCUCUAAACUUUCCCCACCUCCUUUCUCUCACUAAAAAGUUGAAAGUGAAUUUUUAUUUUUAUUUUAUUUUUUUUGUUCUCUUUUUCUUAGUUCUGAGCUGAAAAUUCUAACAUUCGAAUCUGCUUCUAUAUUGAUUUGCUGGGGUAUCAUUUAUUAACAAGUGGUUUGACUAAGAAAUUUUCAACACUCAGAAGAGCUAUUACUUAUGACCGUUCUUGCCAUUCGUAUUCUUCAAAGGUUGAAAAUUUGAUAUUUUAUUUUUCAUGUUUGGUUUCCUAGUUUUUGUCUGUUUUUGACUGUAGCCUAUUCGCUUUUUCAUGGGUUUUCUCUGUUUUUGUCUGAACUCUGAAAUCAUGCUUAGAUACCGUGAGUUGAAUUUAAUUUAAUCUCAUUUGAUUUUGGUCCUGCUUACUUUUCUUUUUUUGUUUUUAAAUAUAAUUGAAGCCAUUCAACUAUGAAGGCUUUCAACGUUUGGUUGCGGCUGCUUGAUGGCUGUGACUGAUUCUAUAUGCAAGACAAAACUACUAAACUCCCUUAUUGCGCCUUUUUUCUGUCUUAGAUUUCCCCCCUAUUUCUUCUGUGUCUACCUUUACACUUUGAUAUAUUGAUUUCUAUUUAGUUACAAGGAUUUUGGGACGUGAUAUUUACAUAGGUCUUAUAGUUAUCACUGAUGCUGAAGAACUUACAGUUUGAAGUUUAAGGGGGUGUUAGUGAUUGCAAAGACAUGGAUCGAAAUAGGGGAGAGAACUGGAGGGAAUUGGUGAAGAAGAUGCUUCCACCUGGUGCUUCUGUCCCUGGUGAUGCUUCUAAUCUUGACUACUCUAUAGCUAUGGAAUAUGUGGGUCCAGCAGUUUCGUAUGAAGUACCAAGAGUUGAGCCCCUAGAUGUAAAAUCAAGACCAAUUCCUACUGCUGAACCACUGUCACAAAGAUCGAUUACUCAUGCAGGGCCUAUGGUGAUUGAACCAAUCCCUCUGCCAGUGUCUCGUAUUGCUGGUUUAACAAGUUCUCCUAAUCAUAGUCCGAGGGUGUCUGGAAGUUCAGAAUCUGUGGUUUCUGUCUUACAAAACCCGGAUCUUUCUUCUGCUUCACCUUCAGCUUCACCUGCUUCUGUUCAUAAUCCUCCAAACAAUCCUCCUAAGCCAGUGAUUAAUGAAGCAAAGCGGGCACCUGUUGUCACUUUUAAUACUGUUGAUAGAUCUCAUACGAAAGACGUGGAGGUUGUGAAGCCCGUUUAUCCUGAAUACAUUGGGGUUUCAAAAGAAAGGAAGAAAAAGAAAAUAAGAGUUUGUUAUAGGUGUGGAAAAGGGAAGUGGGAAACUAAGGAGUCUUGCCUAGUUUGUGAUGCCAAGUAUUGCAGCAAUUGUGUGCUUAGAGCAAUGGGAUCUAUGCCUGAAGGGCGCAAAUGUGUAACAUGCAUUGGUCAGCCAAUUGAUGAAUCGAAACGACUGAAAUUGGGUAAAUAUUCAAGGGUGUUGUCCCGGUUGUUAAGUCCUAUAGAAGUUAAGCAAAUUAUGAAAGCAGAGAAAGAAUGUUCUGCUAAUCAGCUUCGGCCGGAGCAGCUGAUUGUCAAUGGAUUGCCCCUGAAGCCUGACGAGAUGGCUGAAUUACUUGGAUGCCCCUUACCUCCACGUAAGCUGAAGCCUGGUAGAUAUUGGUAUGACAAAGAAUCUGGUCUCUGGGGAAAGGAAGGGGAAAAACCUGACAGAAUCAUAAGUUCAAACUUGAAUUUCACCGGGAAACUGAGUCUUGAUGCUAGUAAUGGAAACACUGAGGUUUACAUGAAUGGUCGAGAGAUUACAAAACUUGAAUUGAGGGUACUCAAGCUGGCAAACGUGCAGUGUCCACGUGAUACACACUUUUGGGUUUAUGAUGAUGGUCGUUAUGAGGAGGAAGGUCAAAAUAACAUCAGAGGAAAUAUAUGGGAGAAGGCGUCAACUAGAUUUGUUUGUGCCCUGUUCUCUCUACCCUUUCCCCAUGGACAGCCCCAUGGGUCAAGAGAUGAGACUAGUAAUUAUACUGCUGUUCCUAAUUACCUGGAACAGAAAAAAAUUCAGAAGCUUCUUCUUCUUGGAAUUCAAGGUUCUGGAACUAGCACCAUAUUUAAGCAGGCCAAGUUUUUGUAUGGGAACAAAUUUACUGCUGAAGAGCUGCAGGAUGUCAAACUGAUGAUCCAGAGUAACAUGUACAAAUAUCUUAGCAUUUUACUUGAUGGAAGAGAGCGCUUUGAAGAGGAGGCUCUUUCUAGAAUGAAUGGACAAGGUUCUCCUAGUCAAACUACAGAACCAGGUAGCAAUGAUGAAGCAAGUAAUACUAGUGAAUGCAUCUAUUCCCUCAACCCAAGGCUAAAACAUUUCUCUGACUGGCUCCUGGACAUUAUAGCCACUGGAGAUUUAGAUGCAUUCUUCCCUGCAGCAACUCGUGAAUAUGCACCAUUAGUUGAAGAGGUGUGGAAGGAUCCGGCAAUACAAGAAACAUUCAAAAGAAAAGAUGAACUUCACUUUCUUCCAGAUGUUGCAGAAUACUUCUUAAGCCGGGCUGUUGAGAUAUCUAGCAAUGAAUACGAACCUUCUGAAAGGGACAUAUUAUAUGCAGAAGGGGUUACUCAGGGAAAUGGGUUGGCUUUUAUGGAAUUCUCACUUGAUGACCGAAUCCCAAAGUCUGAAACUUAUACAGAUAACUUGGAUGCUCAGCUUCCACCUCUAACCAAGUACCAACUCAUAAGGGUGAAUGCCAAGGGCAUGAGUGAGGGUUGCAAGUGGGUUGAAAUGUUUGAAGAUGUUCGAGCAGUGGUCUUUUGUGUUUCCCUAAGUGACUAUGAUCAGCUGUGGCUUGCCCCAGACAGUAGUGGCAGUGGAACACUUGUCCAAAACAAGAUGAUACAAAGCAAGGAGCUUUUUGAGACAAUGGUCAAGCACCCUUGCUUCAAAGAUACCCCUUUAGUACUGAUUCUGAACAAAUAUGAUAUGUUUGAGGAAAAGAUUAGUAGGGUGUCCCUAAAUGCUUGUGAAUGGUUCAAUGAUUUUUGUCCUGUUCGUGCACAUCACAACAACCAAUCACUGGCCCAUCAGGCUUACUUCUAUGUUGCCAUGAAAUUCAAGGACCUUUAUGCAUCCCUCACGGGAAGAAAACUUUUUGUGUCACAAGCACGUGCAAGGGACCGAACAACUGUUGAUCAGUCAUUCAAGUACAUAAAAGAGGUCCUCAAGUGGGAUGAGGAGAAGGAGGAGAAUUACUAUGGUCCACCGGAGGAUUCGUUUUACAGUACAGAUUUAAGCUCCUCUCCCUAUAUUAGACAAGAGUAAGUUAGUUUUCCAUCAAAAAUAUCAUUUGGCUAUUGUAAAUGGUGGAAAAUGUAACAACAUGCUGGCCAUGGCCAGCUCGUGUUUUCUAAUAUUUUUAUGUAUUCUGAAAUCUGAAAUGAAAGUUACUGAUGAUUUUGUUAGAAUCUUUCUAGAUGAACUUCUGUCGUGUAUCUACAUGUAUGCUUUCUCUUUGCACGUUGAGGUGCUCUUUUGUUUUUUG